Chanos chanos (milkfish) is the source of this 603-nucleotide messenger RNA. RefSeq names its product opa interacting protein 5 (gene oip5). The record is from RefSeq and is a predicted model, not a curated record. Gene Ontology annotation, cellular component: chromosome, centromeric region; nucleus; chromatin. Gene Ontology annotation, biological process: CENP-A containing chromatin assembly; chromosome segregation. The coding region runs from base 1 to 603 and encodes 200 amino acids. The transcript is spliced from 5 exons. NCBI's taxonomy places the organism in Eukaryota, Metazoa, Chordata, Actinopteri, Gonorynchiformes, Chanidae.
AUGCCUCGCAGAAAACGUAGAGACGUUGAGAAUACCUUCAUCAGUUCAAAUGAUUCCAUGUCUACUACGAUAGUGGAAAGGCUGUCUGCUGUUGAAGAGCCAGAGAGGUACACAUUCGACUACAAGAACUGCUCUGUUUUUCACUGCAAGAAAUGCAAUACUGUUUUGGGAGAUUCACUUGGCGUGUGUGGCGAGGAUAAAUUCCUCGAUUCCAUAAUCUGUCUCAAGGUAACUGAAGAUGUGAUUGUAAAGGACAAGGUUGAGUUUAAUUCGGAAGGACAUUUGGCCUAUUGCUCCUAUAAUGCUCUCCACUGUUCUGGUUGCCGUCGCUUUGUGGGUGUGGUCCUUAAUUCAACACCAGCGCAUUUGAGUGCUCUAAGAAAGCUGUUCCUAUUGCAGAAAAAACAGAUUAAUUGCUACAUGUUCAAAAAUGGCACAAUGGUGAAAGCUUCAAUGGUCAGCUUUGAACACAAACCUAUGGGCAAAAGAUUUAUUGAGCUGAGACGAGAGCUGGAGGCUCAGCUAAAACAAAUAGAGUGUUUGAAGGAGAUGGUGGGAGGACAGACAUCUAAGCAACAGAGACAAGAACAGAAUCUUACCUGA